CGAACUCAUACUCUUUCAAGCGAGGUUGCCAGUAUGCCUCCAAUAACAUCACUAUCCGCCGCCGAUCGCGUCCGCCAUGCGGGCUGUGUCCUUGCUCACUGGGACUCUUUGUCUGCUUCGUGCAACAAGCGCAGAAGUAGCGCCUGAAGUCACGGUCGUGGAGGAAGGCUACAACUACAUUGCAAAACUCCCUUGCGCAGGAUGCCCAUUCUUAUUUCAGGACACGUCUGAGGGUUUGAACGAACCGUGGAGUGAGAGGGUUGACGACAAUGCUUUGCUCCUCAACAUCUCCCUCCCCUACGACAGCGCCUUUCUCGCCAUAAACAACGCCCCCCUCUACUCCGGCAAUCGCAUACUUCCCCUGGUCUACGCGAACCAAGUUGUUCAGGAUUUCUCCGCCGACCAGCUCUCCACGGCUCUGGACGCCGGUCAGCUUGAAGCAAGUCACGAGAGCAACCUUGGCGGCGGCUUCUUUGGCCUGUCUUAUCGCCACUCGCUUCGACAUGUCGAGACCAGCCAGACCCUCGAAGCACUUCUUUUCCAAUUCGACAUUGUAGAAUUGCAUUCUGAUCUCACGAACCCAGCGCUGCGAUUCAAUCUCGACGACCCAGCGCAGAAAAUGCUCGAAGUCCUGCUGAUACAACGCCCUGUCCUCUCUGCAGGCGAUCCUUCCCCCAGCUUCGAGAUACUCAGCGCGAAGCUUGUUCCACGUAUGUCGCUCAGUUAUGAACGCACGAUGCACUUCCUCACCUGGGAUACCCACGGCGAGAAAGGCACUACCUCGCACGCCGUUAGCUACGGCACCUCCUCCUUGAUUGGCUUCCUCUCUUCAAGUUUCUGGGCGCUCCUCGGUUUCGUCAUGGCUGUCAUUGUUGUGUCCAUUGUUGUGCUCUUGAUGUGCAUCUUUGGCUGGGAGUUCUGGAAAGACGAUUAUGAGAAGGCGCAGCACGGGAAAAGGAGGAAGAGCAGUGUGAAGAGCGUGAGGGCAGAUGUGGAGACCGGCGCGAGUAUAGGGAAGAUGAAAGGGAGGUUCAAGAGCGCGGAAGAGUUGGGAUUAGGGUUGGCUAGCAGAGGCCAGAUUGUUGGAAUGGGGAAGAGCGAUUAAGACAGCAGUUGAUGCACCGCACGAUCAGUUUCGCUUACAGGGCUAUUCAGGAUACUUGUUAAUCAAUACAAUCACCAUGUACUAUGAUGGCCGGGUCCCAACGCUAGUCUAUUGGCUAGGUGAACCGAAGGCGACAGUAUUUUGGUGGAUUGUGGCGCGGUCACUUUGCGCAUAUGCUACAUUCACAAGUUUACUCUCGCACUCCAAUUCGAACCCACGCUCUAGGAUGACUA
Molecule: messenger RNA, 1338 nt
Organism: Paraphaeosphaeria sporulosa
Lineage: Eukaryota; Fungi; Ascomycota; Dothideomycetes; Pleosporales; Didymosphaeriaceae
Exons: 2
Coding region: 77-1105 (342 amino acids)
Source: RefSeq, a predicted model, not a curated record